CAGACAGUUUGACGUGCCUUCUUCUCAGAGUCGAGUGCGAGCCCAUCUGCAGCGUUUCCUCAUUUCACUGCAACGGGAAAAAAGGAUUGAAAAGGUUCACCAUGGGAAACCAAUUUAGCAGAAAACGAGAGGAGCCUGUCCCCAAGCAGAAGACUGCUGCAGAGGAGGCUGCAGCAGGGGAGCCGGCCGCUGCUCAGGCAGCAGAAGAGGCUGCGAUACCGUGCACCCAGGAGAGCGUGGAGCCGAAGAACCUAGAGGCGGUGGUGGGUGAGUGUGUGACACAGUUGGCGUGUCAAGGGGUAGAGGCCAUUGCUGUCUACGCUGGGCUUAAAGAUGCUGAACCAGAGCCUGUUAAAGAGGAAACCCCAGCUCCAGCCCAACCCAAACUUCUGGACUCAAUCAGCGAACCAUCUCCUCCAGAACCCGAGCCUGUGGCAGCACCCGAGCCUGUGGCAGCACCCGAGCCUGUGGCAGCACCCGAGCCUGUGGCAGCACCCGAGCCUGUGGCAGCACCCGAGCCUGUGGCAGCACCAGAACCUGUGGCAGCACCAGAACCUGUUGCAGAAGCUCUGAUUUCCCUAACUCCAGAACCUACGCCUCCCGAGGCGGAAGUUGAAGCCGAGUUAUUACCAGUCCCGGCUGAGGCUCUGGAGAAGGCCACAGACCUGCUUACUGAGUCCUUCCCUGAGCCAGAGCUUUCCUCGCCCUCUUUGAUUGACCUGGGUGUCCCUGAUGUCACUCUCCAACCUGUUGAUGCUCCUCCUUCCCCAGCUCCCACCCCUGAGCCAGUCGAAGAAGACAAACCCUCAGACAUCCCAGAGAGCGGGGAGUGCCUAGACACUGCUGAGAUCUGCACGUUUGAGCUGGAAAAGUCUGAGUCUCUGGAAGAGCCUGCGGAGGUGGAGGCCGCAGAGAAUUUGGAGCAGCUCGUGAGUCAUGUCGAAGAGGAAAACAUUAGUGGACUCCUGCAGCAGUUGGAUCUGAAAGGAAAUGACCUCAUCCCCAUCGAUGUCCAGAUCCCCGAUGACGCUCCCAUCACAGACAUCAACCUGUCUACCGAUCUGAUUUGAAUCCCAUAAGUGAAAGAAGUGAAUAGAUAUGUUUUUCUGUGAAACACUUUUUAACCUUUUUCUUGACUUCUGACUUCACAAAUACAAAGUUUGAAUCCUCAUGUGUGCAGCCUAAUAAAGGGAAACGGUUAAUUUUCUCUUUCAAAAUGAACCAAAUGUGCCAAGUGAACAUAAUGAUGUCUAAAUACUGAUACAUUGAUGUUUUUGGAUACAUGUAUACUGCCAUAUAUUAUCUGUGGGUGAUGAGUACAGGAGCUCAAGCAGGAUAGGGGAUAUGCGUUCAAUUACGUUUCUUGAUGGACAACAGAGAUCUUCCUCUAUGCAAAAUUCCCAGGGCAAGAAUUUAAAUGUAUUUCUCAUAGGGACUAGAAGAAAGAGGUGCUGUUGCUUUAUGAAAACCUUAAAAUUAUAUAAUAGUGUAGUAAAUAAUCAUGUUUAUUGAGUGCAAAGGGAAAAGUAUGAGUUUUUUGAAGUGGUUUAUCCAUUUAUUCAAAACGACAGGUAAAAGGGACAAAAGCAAUGCAACCAAAGAUGGACACCAUUUAUGUAUCUGAUUAUAUACAAGUUUUCAAUAAACAUUUUUGCUUAACACUUUUGUUUGGAUUUUGCAAUAUUCCUCCUACAGGGAUGAAAGUUGUAUUUUCAGGUGUUUUUUUUAGAAUAAAAUUCGUGCCUUGGUUGUGGAAAUAAAAAUAUCUCAAGUG
Messenger RNA from Limanda limanda (common dab), 1774 nucleotides. RefSeq names its product protein TsetseEP-like. The transcript is spliced from 2 exons. The record is from RefSeq and is a predicted model, not a curated record. Lineage: Eukaryota; Metazoa; Chordata; Actinopteri; Pleuronectiformes; Pleuronectidae. The coding region runs from base 102 to 1070 and encodes 322 amino acids.